Molecule: messenger RNA, 1500 nt
Organism: Pediculus humanus corporis (human body louse)
Lineage: Eukaryota; Metazoa; Arthropoda; Insecta; Psocodea; Pediculidae
Product: cytochrome P-450, putative
Exons: 7
Coding region: 1-1500 (499 amino acids)
Biological process (GO): xenobiotic metabolic process
Cellular component (GO): cytoplasm; intracellular membrane-bounded organelle
Molecular function (GO): iron ion binding; oxidoreductase activity, acting on paired donors, with incorporation or reduction of molecular oxygen, reduced flavin or flavoprotein as one donor, and incorporation of one atom of oxygen; heme binding
Source: RefSeq, a predicted model, not a curated record
AUGCAAGUGAUAGAAGGACUCGUCGGUUUACUCAUCGGCCUCAUCGGUUAUUAUUUGACGCGGAAAAUCGGAAAAUUAAUGAAAAAAUUACCACCAGGUCCAUACGGUUUACCCAUAGUCGGAUAUUUACCAUUUAUUGAUGCUAAAAAUCCUCACUACACGUUAACGAAACUAUCGGAAAAAUAUGGUAAAAUAUACAGCAUACAAAUGGGUAAUAUAUUCACAGUUGUUUUGUCUGAUGUGAAACUCGUACGUCAGGCACUUGCCAUGGAUAUUUUUACCGGAAGAGCACCUCUUUAUCUAACACAUGGUAUAAUGAAAGAUAAUGGAAUAAUAUGCGUUCAAGGUGAAAAAUGGAAAGAGCAAAGGAAAUUUGUCGUUAAUAAUUUACGAAAUUUCGGUAUGGUUAAAUUCGCAACGAAAAAACGGGAUAAAAUGGAAGAAGGGAUAAGAUGCGGAGUCGAGGAAUUGAUAAAAAAAAUAAAAACCCGCGAAGGGAAACCGUUAAACGUUGAACAUUUACUCAUGCACACACUCGGCAACGUUGUUUUUAAUUUAGUCUUUGGAAAAGUCUGGAACGAAAAUGACGAAACUUGGAAAAAGUUAAUUAAUCUACAGGAAGAGGGUACGAAAUUAAUCGGCGUUGCCGGACCGAUAAAUUUUUUACCCUUUCUAAGAUUUCUUCCAAAAUAUAAAAAAGUAAUAAAAUAUUUAAAAACUGGAAUCGAAUACAGUCAUGAUAUAUAUCAAAAAAUAUUACAAGAAUAUAAAAAAAAUGAAAAAUCUAUGGAUGAUGAUAAUAUCGAACCGGAAAUUGAUCAUUUUUUAGGAGCUUUCCAUUGGGAAAUGGAAAAAAGGAAAAAUGAAAAAAGUUUUUACACAAAUUAUCAAUUUAAUUAUUUAAUGGCUGAUUUAUGGGGAGCUGGUGUCGACACUACGAUAACGACUUUGAGAUGGUUUUUAUUUUACGUUGCACACGACGACAAAAUACAGAAAAACAUUCAAAAUGAAAUAGAUGAAGUUUUAGGCGACGUGAAAACCGUCAUAACUCUCGAUGAUAUUUCAUCCCUUCCAUACUUUCAAGCAUGCAUAUCAGAAUGUCAAAGAAUCCGGUCUGUCACACCUUUGGGAAUACCACACGGUUCAUUGGAGGACGCUGUAUUGGACGGAUACCACAUACCUAAGGGUACCAUGAUUAUACCUCUUCAGUGGGCCAUUCACAUGAAUUCAUCGUAUUAUAACGAGCCAAAUGUUUUUGAUCCAACCCGGUUUCUGGACGAUGAUGGAAAAUAUAAAAAACCAGAAGCAUUCAUACCCUUUCAGACCGGUAAAAGAAUGUGUUUGGGAGAAGAAUAUGCUAAAAUGUUACUUUUUCUUUUUGCCGGUGCCAUAUUGAAUAAUUUUCAUUUAUCUCUUGAUUAUUAUGAGGAUUUCGAGGGUGAACCUGGUAUCACAUUAACGCCCAAAAAACAUUUGAUUAUAUUUACACAAAGGAAAUAA